UGGGAGGAAGUGGAACCACAGAGCGAGCAGCGCCGCGGUGCUAGCGAAACACACAGAAAAAAUAUAUCGAAGCGGGACUUCAACUAAGCUCUAAUGUGCCAUAUCGGAGCUGGAAAACCAACAGCUUAAUCGAGAGGAGCGGGCGGUAUCGGCUGGCGGCGGACGGACACUUGGUUUAGCUACUUAGCUACUGAACUAGCCGAGAGCGGGCUCCCCGAGCGCGGAUAGCCCGGCAGGCAGGAGCCGUUUGGGGCAGGCGGAGCGCGACGACCCGCUCGGCUCCCCUCGAUUUAUUCGAGACAUCGACCUCUUCUGCGGUCGAUUUACGAGAGAAGCCCACCAGCGCAGUGCCGUGUGAGGUAUUUUAAAAUUAGUUCGGGUUGGUCGAAAUUGUUGCCCGCCCUCCUCCCCCCCCGUUGCCUUUUUUUAUCAGCUAACCGCAGUUUCAAAGUUAUCGUUUAAACAAGCAAACUACCGCUGGCCAGACGAUUUUACAUCUCCCAGCGCUCCCUCCCCUCCUCCACCAGCCCACAGUCUGUAGCUCUGUGCUGGGUCUCCAGGCGAGGAGGGUCCCCCCCCCCCAAAGCUCGGGGUAACUCAACAAGCAGCUAUGGAUUAUUUUGUGCGAUUUUGCCUUUGUUUUUGAAGCCAUUGGACUCUCGGAAGACUGUUUUUUUUUUGUUGUUGUUGUCGGAAACGCUGCAAGACUUCCCCAAUACUCGCAGCCGUUAGCUUCGCGUUAUUAAGUACAUCUCUGUCUGAAACCGAGCCAGUGCUAACUUACUGUUAGUCCGCCAGCUAGAGACUCCGUUUGCCUCUGGCAACGAGGGCAUUUUUUUACGUAUCUAAUUAACUGAAAUAAUCCGAACUAGAUGUAUAGAUUGAUUAAUCACUCCAUACCUUAUUCGAUAGUUAGCCUACUGGCUAGCAGGUUUCAUUUUGCUAGCUAGCGCGGUGGCUAACUAGCAGACGAACCCAAAUAUCGAAAUCGCCCGGAGGCUAAAACAAGUUAGCUUUCGGCGGAUUUGGCUUGUGAUUUAGUUGAUAACACCCUCUUGCUUGGACUGGAUUUUGGUGCUAAACCUGUUAGGGUGUUUAAACACAUCUUUUCGGGCGACAUUUUUUUUUUUUUUUUUUUGUGGUAGUUGAGCCGUUGGGGAGCAUUUCAGUUAUAACACAGGAAGCCAGCCAGCAACGACGACGACGACGGCAACAUAAACAACCGCGGUGUGUCGAUUUUAAUGGAGUCCUGGCUCGUCUUUAACCUGAGCUCGUGUGGUUUUAUUUGUGCCAACGCGCGUCUGAGAGGCUCGUAUUCGCGGUGCAGCAGGCGGGACAUUAAGGACGACGAACUAGCAUCCCGAUGAGACACAUUUCAACCUGCCGCCGCCGCCGCGUGUCCUCCCUCCCGAGUCUCCCUUUUUUCGGUCUGAGACGAAGACAACCGACUGCACGUGCCCCUGUUUUAUUCCGGUGAGGCUGUCAAAGCAAAGAAAGGUGCACAGUCACAUUUUCACCGUGCAGCCACUCCGCUAAAUUAGCACCUUUUUAUUAUUAUUAUUUUCUCGACAGCACAGUGUUUACAUUUUAAGGACCCCCCCCCCAUCUGAAACACAUGCAGCACUGGAGACAAACCAGUCGUUUUGGACACGUUUCCGUCAAGAGGACCAGGAAAGUCCCCCAGAGGACCUGUAGGAUUCUGACAGCUGUCCCCAGAUCCAGCAUCUGGUGCAUCUAACCUAUCUGUGUGAGACAUAUCGCAUUGCUGUAAAGCGAGGAAGUGCCGGCCUCAAAACCAGAUCUCAUCAGUCCUUUCCUCACAAACACGCCCGAGAGAAACCUGCGUUUUGUUGUUGCACUAAAUGGGAUUACAAGGGCGGUGAGCUAGCGGCCCCAGUGACUGUGUGUUUCUCCGGUAACCUGUCACCCAAUGUCUUCCCUCCUGAAUUUCCCCCUUUCCGCCGCGCUGAUGGCAGUUUGAGGCGAAGUGAACAGACUGCAGCCGGAGACAACGACACCGUUCCGGUCGCUGGUCAGCCCCGCCGCCCGCUCAGCCGGCCCCCGUCACGCACCUCGGCGCUUGAUGUUGCUCGUAUCUGGUGGAGGACGCUGUUUUUUUUAAAAAAUCCCUAAAAGCAAAACCCAUCCCCAGUCCGGUUAUUAUUAUUAUUAUUAUUUUUUUUUUAUUGAUUUGGUCGUCCCAGGGUCGAAAGAUGGCGGACCUUGAAGCAGUACUCGCCGAUGUCAGUUAUUUGAUGGCGAUGGAGAAGAGCAAAUCUACUCCAGCGGCCCGGGCGAGUAAGAAAAUCAUCCUGCCUGAGCCCAGUAUUCGCAGUGUGAUGCAGAAGUACCUCGAGGAGAGAGAUGAACUGACAUUUGACAAAAUUUUCAACCAGAAAAUUGGCUUCCUAUUGUUCAAGGACUUCUGUAUGAAUGAGAUCGACGAGGCCGUGCCACAGCUCAAGUUCUACGAAGAAAUUAAGGACUACGAGAAGCUGGACUCUGAGGAGGAGAGGUUGAGCCGCAGCCGGCAGAUUUACGACGGCUACAUCAUGAAGGAGCUUCUGUCCUGUUCACACCCAUUUUCUAAGAAAGCAGUGGACCAUGUGCAGAGUCACUUAGCAAAGAAACUGGUUCCCCCAACUCUCUUCCAGCCAUACAUAGUGGAGAUCUGUGACAGCUUGAGAGGGAAGAUCUUCCAGAAGUUCAUUGAGAGUGACAAAUUCACUCGUUUCUGCCAGUGGAAGAACGUGGAGCUCAACAUCCACCUGACCAUGAACGACUUCAGCGUGCAUCGGAUCAUCGGCAGGGGCGGCUUCGGAGAGGUGUACGGCUGCAGGAAGGCCGACACAGGGAAGAUGUAUGCCAUGAAGUGUUUGGACAAGAAGAGGAUCAAGAUGAAGCAGGGGGAGACUCUAGCGCUAAAUGAAAGAAUCAUGCUGUCAUUAGUCAGCACAGGGGACUGCCCAUUCAUCGUGUGUAUGACGUACGCCUUCCACACCCCCGACAAGCUCUGCUUCAUCCUGGACCUCAUGAACGGGGGCGACCUGCACUACCACCUGUCUCAGCACGGCGUGUUCAGCGAGAAGGAGAUGCGUUUCUAUGCGGCUGAAAUCAUCCUGGGCCUGGAGCACAUGCACAACCGCUUCGUCGUCUACAGAGACCUCAAGCCAGCUAAUAUCCUGUUGGAUGAACACGGCCACGUUCGUAUCUCCGACCUCGGCCUGGCCUGCGAUUUCUCCAAGAAGAAACCCCACGCCAGCGUGGGCACUCAUGGUUACAUGGCUCCGGAAGUUCUUCAGAAGGGGACGGCGUACGACAGCAGCGCCGACUGGUUCUCCUUAGGCUGCAUGCUCUUCAAACUCCUCCGAGGGCACAGUCCCUUCAGACAGCACAAGACCAAAGACAAACAUGAGAUCGACCGCAUGACGCUCACCAUGAAUGUGGAGCUACCAGACUCUUUCACCGCAGAGCUCAAAGAUCUGCUGGAGGUGCUGCAGAGAGAUGUAUCCAAGAGGCUCGGCUGUCAGGGCCGAGGAGCCCCAGAGGUGAAGGAACACCAGUUUUUCAAAGGCAUUGACUGGCAGCAGGUGUACCUCCAGAAGUACUCUCCCCCGUUAAUUCCUCCCAGGGGAGAGGUGAACGCUGCAGAUGCUUUCGACAUAGGCUCUUUUGAUGAGGAGGACACCAAGGGCAUCAAGUUGCUGGACAGUGACCAGGAGCUGUACAAGAACUUUCCUCUGGUCAUAUCAGAGCGCUGGCAGCAGGAAGUGGCAGAGACGGUCUACGAGGCGGUCAACUCGGACACCGACAAGAACGAGGCUCGCAAGAGGGCUAAGAACAAGCAGCUCGGCCACGAGGAGGACUACGCCUUCGGAAAGGACUGUAUAAUGCACGGCUACAUGUUGAAGCUGGGGAACCCGUUCCUGACCCAGUGGCAGCGCAGAUACUUCUAUCUUUUCCCCAACCGUGUGGAGUGGAGGGGAGAGGGCGAGUCACGGCAAAACCUGCUGACGAUGGAGCAGAUUGUGACGGUGGAAGAAACGCAGAUCAAAGACAAGAAGUGUAUCCUGCUGCGCAUCAAAGGAGGGAAGCAGUUUGUGCUGCAGUGUGAGAGCGAUCCGGAGUUCGUGCAGUGGAAGAAAGAGCUGACCGAAGCGUUCACAGAAGCCCAGAAGCUGCUGCGUCGGGCCCCCAAAGUCAUCGGGAAAGGCCGGGCUGGAGUGGUGGAGCUCUCCAAACCUCCCCUCACACACCGCAAUAGCAAUGGCCUGUGAAUACACACACACACACAUACAUAUAUAUAUACACACACACACACACACACACACACACACACACACACACACACACUGACUGCAUCCCCCCCCCCCAUCAGUCACAGGACAUUUGCCCUGACACCCUCCCACCGCCCACGACGCCUUGCAGUGUGUGUACGGACCAUGCCCACCAGCCUCUUACCCCCACCCACACACACACACACACACACACACACACACUCAAUAUGACGACCAAUCAUAAGCGUGAUAUAGUUUUUGUCUGCCAUGGGACGUUGCCAGUUGCCAGAAACAUUCAGGAGGACUCAGCAUGUGAAGAACCUCUGCAUGAAUGUGACGAGGACGGACGCCCGGUCCUCUCUUGUCCUCCCUGUCUUUCUCUUUUUCUCUGUCUUCCCCUGUCCCCCCCUCCUCCUGUACCCCCGCCACCUCGCCCUGUUUGAAUCAGGUGAAUCUGAAGGGGUCCUCUCUUUUGGAUCUCUGUGAACCAGCACCCACGGGGGCCUGACAGAAUCCUCCACAAGCCCUCGCAGAGCUAAAGAUCCAACCAGCCUUACUGUUGGCCAGCUGAGAGGCAUCUCUCGCUCGCUCUCGGAGGCGAUGCAGAGGAGACCAGGCUUUAGCGAGGAAUGCAUUUCUGCGAGAGGAAAAACACAAAACAAAGAAGGCUGCUCGACUGGUUCUCCUCCCUCCCUCCCUCCUCCCUCCCUCCCUCCUCCAACCACUCCUCCCUCCGUUACUGAAGUGCGUAAAGUGCCAACAUCAAUAUUUACUUGAGUCACCUGAGCACCCAGGAGGACCCGCUUGGUGGCAGAUAUCGCCCCCGGAUACACAAAGGCGGAGGGCGUUUGCGGGGUGGGGUUAGUUGAUCAUUCCAAUGCAGAAAACAGGAAGUACAAGGACCGCAGACUCUUUCAGAUUGGCUCUUGUACAGCCAGUUACCAUAGAGACUGAGAUUCCAUUGGCUGACAAACAGCAGCCGGUGCUAUGGGAACCAUGAAGACUGGUAUACCUGGGGAUCGGUAACCACGGACAACGGUGUAACUGUUGUGUAUGAAGGCUACACUUGCAGCAGAUGGCAGAGGAGGGUGAGGAAGUGACUCUGAGUGUAUAUAAGCAACCCUUCUGUGCAUCUCCAGUGUUUUAGUCCAACGUGUUUGCAUUAUCGGGGAAUUCUCUAUCUGCCUGUUCGUGAAUCUGUCCUGGCUUUUGGGGGGGGAGGGAAGAAGAAGAGGAGGGGGAGGGUGGGUGGACAGGCAGGAGUCUGACAGCUUUCAGUCACUCGCAGCGCUGCAUUACCUCACUUUGACUGUGUCCGUUUGAAUACGUGGAGGCGAGAGCCUCCUUAAGGGCCAAAUGUCGCUCUGUGUGUGUUCUUAUGUUUGUGUAAGACAGACGUGUAGAAAGACGCGCGUCAUCGUCUCGCAGCUUUUGGAAACGAGCAAGUUCAUCGUCCCCGCUCGCACACAUUCAUCCUCGUCGGUUUACGGUUUCAGUCAGUCGGCUGUGAGUGUGGACGGUGCGAGUGCGGGGAGGGGAAGGAAGACGACGAGCUGAAGCUAAUUAAAGGAAAAAUCCACCCUCAAAUACACCAAACAGAAGCUGUCAUGGAUGCGUUUUUAUAGAUCAUCUCUGACGUUCGAGGUAUUUCAGAGUUUUUUUGUUAUGAAGGGUUGAAAUGUUUCAGUUUUUUCUGCCUCAUCUUCACGUAGUUCUGUACUGGUUGAGUUGGCCUGCAUUUUCCAGAAUGCCCUUGGACAGCCUGUUGCAGGUAGUAAGAGCAGUGGGGGGAAAAUAGCAAAGAACACAAAUGAUAAAGGAGUUUUUCCUGGAAAAAACAAGUAAGUUGCUGCUCUUAUUCGAAAUGCAGCAUCACGCAGAGCAAGCGAGCAGUGAAGUCAAAUAAAGCUGAAACCUGCAGCUUCAUAGCACAAAUAUUUCAUAAAACCGCAAAGUCUGAACAUCAGCAAUUUCAGAAUCACUUUGUCUGGUAUGUAAAAAUAUUGUCACCGCCAUCUUAGUGUUUAAAUAACAUCCAUCAGUUCAGGCCGACACACGUGUCGCUCAGCUGCCAGGACUGUGGGAGCGUGUCGGACUAAAAAUAUUGGAACUUCUGUAUUACAGCUGUUAGAAUUCGAACCCUUCGUGCUUUUAAUAAAGUUGAACAAUUUAAUUUGUUAGCAUGCAAAAAAGCACAGCUCCCAUGAAGUGUUACCACCGUGCAAGUGUACGCUUCUGUAACGGCCACGAUCUCUCCCAGCGUCACGUCUCCGCCGCCCAGAGCUCGCCGCUCGGCCGGCCUCGGUCUGCGCAGCCGGCGGCGUUUAGCGCACAUCCUGCGCUUAAUCAAAGGUCAGUAAAACAGAACUAUUGAACCAGAUUACAAUCCCCGUCUACACAUGUGGCGAGGACUGCGCGCCAUGCUUUCGAGUAAGGUUAUGUUCCGAGGCUAGAUUUUUAGUCAUUUGUGUUAUUAAUGCGAUUUUAAAUAAUCUGAUGCUGCGUUCGUGACAUCUCAGAUUUAUCGUAAUUACCAAAUUUCAGACCUCUAAACAGCGCCAACACCCGAAUCGUAAUUUGCGACAGAGAAACUCAGAUUUUAGUUGACGUCGCAGUGAAGCGGCAGUUUGUCUUCUGUAACGUGGCGCGUGUCAGAGCGAGAGAUUUGAUUGGACUACUCGAAAGUGGGCGUGGCCUCCACUCACCUCCCCCCCACCCACCUGUGUUGCUGGAUCCGGAGGACGGAGGAAAAACAAAUAAAUGAAACCCCAGUCACGCUCUUUGGAAAUGUAAACCAAGCUUUUGCUGACUGAAAUCACACACACACACACUUCGUGCUCUGCUAGCUGCCCGCCAGCUAACGGCGGGGUGGGUUCAUGUGAUGGUUAGCUAGCGCCCCAAAUCACACCUGAUUGGAUAAAUUAAUGUAAACGCCCCCCAGUUCAUCAAAAAUAUGUUACAGGAUGAGAAAAAAGACAUUUUGAUGUAAAAGGAUUUUUGAAAUAAACAGUAUAACAAGAGAUAACCGAACAAUUAGCACAGGGACGCUGUCUUUACGGCUCCGAUACGUCUACUGUGACACGUGGAAGUACCUAAAGCCACACAGGGCGGGGCCCGGCUGCAGUCCGUCAGUCAGGCUGAUUAAAACAGAGCGUAAUUAACAUGGUGCUACGUUAUCAGUCCACAGUAUUUUUAUCCCGCACAGCCGAUGCACACAGGAUCAAAAGAAGUUAUUAUAAACGUGGCGGCUGACGAACGUUCACACGACCAACACUCACGCGGCUCUGCCGUCCUUCCCGCGUGAUUCCGAGCCUGAGUGCGAGGUUUCGCUCCGGCUCAUCCCGGCAGAUUUUGGCGGCUCUGGACAGAAGCUCCUGCUCUUUGACUCUAAAACAACGCGUAGCCGCUCUCACCGUGACGGCGGUAUGCUGGCGUGAUGUCACACAGCGAUGAGAACAACAUGCAUCGGCAGUGUCUGUUUAUUCAAAGUGUUUCAGGGUGGAGUUUUCCUCAAAGUCACUCUCUUUUUCCUAAACGUGGCACAGUUCAGGUGAGGUGAAACGUUUUUCCGGGGGCUUUUUACGGUUUGCGGCGGCGGCGCGAAACUCGUCGAAGUUUGUACUUGUUUAACCGAAGGGCAGAAACGCACCCGGUCGUGGUGUUAAAGAACACGCGGCAGAGGAGCCGGAGGAACCGAUUUAUUGUUGGAUGCAUUCAUUAAUUUCAGGGUUUUAUUUCUCAUGCAGUACAGUGUCUCGUCUGUGACGUCCAUGCGUUUCCAGAGCUGUGAUGUGACCUACAGUAGGAGAAGGGUUGAUCGGGGUGCGUUGUGAUUAUUUUCUUUGUUUGUAGCCUUUACCAGUCAGGGGGAGAUAUUAUCGUCUUAUAGAGAAAUGUUGUCACCUCUCGAGGUGUCUUUUAUUUUUGUAAACCAAAAUGGUUUUUAUUGUUUUCAUUGAAAUUUAUGUUGUUGCACCUUUUUAGCCCAAUGUGUUACUUAAUAGUUGUUAAAUGUGCCAAAUAACUGUUGCUGAUUGAGUGGAACCAAUGGGAAGCCUCCUUUUUCCUGAACUCGUGACCCUUCUCACCGCGGACUCGGCAGCAGCCAGAAUCAAAACCCACACACACACACACACACACACACACACACACACACUCGAGUUCACACACACGAACUUUGUGGUGGAGGUUUUGGUGGAGUCUUUGAAGGGUUCAAAACUGUGACCAAACGAAGAGAUGUGUGUGUGUGUGUGUGUGUGUGUGUGUGUGUGUGUGCGUGUGUGCGGCCCACCAUCCAGCUCUACCUUCGACACGUAGCUAAAAGUGUUCUUUCCCUCUCUCUGUGUGUGUGUGUGUGUGUGUGUGUGUGUGUAUGUCGUGUGAGUGCGUGAGCAUACGUGCGCUUUUAUUAUCGCUUUGUAUGUUUCAUGCGGUGGACUUUGUAUUUUUAUUUCUUUGUUCACACACAGACGUCUCUGCUCGAACACACGCUCAACACAAGACAAUUUAAAAAGGAUGGCAUAUAGGAAAAAAAAUUCAAAGUAUAUAUAAAUAUAUGUGUAUAUGAAAUGACAAAAUGCUCUAGGUUUAUUUAAAAGAUUUAAUGUAGAAAACAAAAUGAAAUUGUUCGGGGAGGUCGGGGGUUUUGAUGUGAGUAUAAUUGUUUUGUGGUGAAGACUUCAGCUCAAAUCUUGCACAUAAAGACUUUAGAUAUUGUACCUGCAAGUUCCAGAUGAUUAUUUUUGUUUGAAUACAGGACUCUUUGCUCUUUCAUAUUUAUUGCGUGUGUGGGGAGCUCUCUCGCUCCGCCUCUCCUCCACGCGUCCGAGCCUCAGCCGAGCGCUCGCUGUAGAAGACCCUCCGGUUUACACCCAUCAGACUCCAUCUUUGUUUGUUUUUUGUUUUUCAUAUGCCACAGACAAACACAAAUACUACUGGCUUUGGAUUAUUAUCGCCAUUGAGGUUAUGAUAAUACUGAUAUAUAAUUGAUAAUAUUAUUCAAUGAUUAUUAUUAAAUUUAUUCUAUUUCAAUGAUUUGUUUUGUUUUGGAGACAGGUAGGAAGUUGCGUGUUGGACUGCUUGUAAAAACAGUUCAUGAAUAAAAAUCCUUUUUCCGUGUU
This is a messenger RNA of Siniperca chuatsi (mandarin fish), 9397 nucleotides long. RefSeq names its product G protein-coupled receptor kinase 3 (gene grk3). Lineage: Eukaryota; Metazoa; Chordata; Actinopteri; Centrarchiformes; Sinipercidae. Gene Ontology annotation, molecular function: ATP binding; G protein-coupled receptor kinase activity; G protein-coupled receptor binding. The record is from RefSeq and is a predicted model, not a curated record. Gene Ontology annotation, biological process: G protein-coupled receptor signaling pathway; regulation of signal transduction; protein phosphorylation.